This is a messenger RNA of Trichoderma virens Gv29-8, 171 nucleotides long. RefSeq lists its product as uncharacterized. Bases 1 to 171 code for a protein of 56 amino acids. The transcript is spliced from 2 exons. NCBI's taxonomy places the organism in Eukaryota, Fungi, Ascomycota, Sordariomycetes, Hypocreales, Hypocreaceae. The record is from RefSeq and is a predicted model, not a curated record.
AUGUCCCCUCUUUCAUUCGAUCUCACCGUCUUUUGCAUCUUCUCAGCUGGUUACCACUACCGCAUCUUCAUUCCUCUUGCUCACGUCCAGCUCCCCGCUCAAGAAAUUCGAUCCCGCGCAUGGGAUAACUUGGGUUUGCCUCCAUCUACUCGUAAGGCCUAUGAGGAGUAG